UGCAGCCCCACCCCUCUGACGCCACUUCCUGCAGGGAGUCUCCGGUAAACCGGACCAUGGUGGUGCUGCGGGGCGAUGCGGGGUCGGAGGAGCCUUACCCGAGGAUCGAGGACUGCCUGCCCCCCCUGGAGGACUCCCCCGUCCAAGAGGUUCUCCCCUCCAAGAGGAAGCAGUACUACAUCAACAAGGCCAUCCGCAACUCCGACCUCAUCCCCAGGGCCAAGGGCCGCAAGAGCUUGCAGAGGCUGGAGAACACUCGUUUCCUGAUGACGCUUCUGGAGCGAGAUGAAUGUGGGAGCGAUGAGGGUGAGCUCGCCCCCUCUGCCCCCCCGAGCAUCUUCACUGAGGCCUGUAACAACGAGACCUACGUGGAGAUCUGGAACGACUUCAUGAACCGGUCAGGAGAAGAGCAGGAGCGAGUUCUGCUCUACCUGGAGGAGGAGGCUGGGAGGAAGCACAGGAGGAAGCUGCCGGGCAAGAGCAGGGACAAGUGGAAAGCUGCAGAGCACCCCACAGACACCCCCCAGGAGUGUUUCCAGCGCAUCAGCCGCCGCCUCCGUGCUACCCUGAAGCGGGGCCGGAUCCCCAUGGGGACACUGGAGGGUCUGGAGGAGGAGCUCCUGGCUUUCUUCUCUGUCACCCCUCGCUCCGUCUACACCGCGCUGAUGGACAACAGCUUUGAGCGGCUCCUGCUCCACGCGCUCUGCCAGUACAUGGACCUCAUCUCUGCCAGUUCCAACAUCGAAGGGAAACGUCAAAUGAAAGUGAGCAACAAACACCACGUCUUCCUGCCCCCCGAGCUCCUGCUCUCAGACUACCUGGAGCAGAUGAGCUGAUGCCCCAAGAUCCUGCCUGCUCCUUACUUCCUCCACCUGCCCCCAGCCCCUCGCAGCCUCCCUGGGGGGCUCAUCCUUUUCGCCCCCCCUCCAGGAGCAGGUGUUGGGGUGCAAUGCUGUGACUCAGGGGUGAAGCAGGUGCCCAUCUGCUGCUUGCCCUGUCCCUGGGGUUCAGCUCUGUGUCCCGGCUGGAGCUGCUCUCCCUGGAACUGUUUGUGUGUCUAUUUAUAACCCGGGUGCUUUUAAAAAUAAUCGGGCUGGGCCAAACCCACCGACGCUCCUGGGGUGAUUUCAGUCCAGAUUUUUCUGCGGUGAAACAGCUCCUGGCAGCUGCUGAGCAAACGCUGAAGCAGCGGAAGAGCCCCAGGGCUGGCGCGUUCCCAGGCUGCGUCCGGCUCUGCGCCCACCCUGGGGUGAUGCGUGGGGGUCUCGGCCCCUUCGGGCAGGGUGCAGGCUCCUGGGUGCUCUCACCUGCCAGCAUUUUGGCUACACCCCGUUCCCUGCAACACUGCCUGCACCGCGUGAGGUGUUUUUAAAUGUAACAUAGCCUGUGUUUUUUAAAGUGUGUGUAAAUAUGUUGUGUGUGUGUGUGUGUGUGUGUGUGCUGGACCCUGCGGCUGCCGGGGGGGCAGUUUAAGGGGCUCCCUGUGUCCCCAGCACACGUCAAGGGCUGCAUGCAGGGGGUCGCUGGGGAGCUGUGUCUCAGCCUGCUGCAGCUGCACCCCCUGCUCCUGGGAAGGUCUUUGCGGGGUUGCGUGAAGACACCAACUGCCACCAAGGGAGGGGACCCCCAGGGGCAGGGGGACCCCUCCUCGUGCCUCCUGUGCUUGUCUUGAUAGAACAAUAAAGCACGGUGCUCCC
Calypte anna (Anna's hummingbird) is the source of this 1697-nucleotide messenger RNA. It is a transcript of the gene R3HDM4, whose product is annotated as R3H domain containing 4. Gene Ontology annotation, molecular function: nucleic acid binding. The transcript is spliced from 8 exons. The coding region runs from base 57 to 836 and encodes 259 amino acids. NCBI's taxonomy places the organism in Eukaryota, Metazoa, Chordata, Aves, Apodiformes, Trochilidae. The record is from RefSeq and is a predicted model, not a curated record.